Molecule: messenger RNA, 502 nt
Organism: Rhincodon typus (whale shark)
Lineage: Eukaryota; Metazoa; Chordata; Chondrichthyes; Orectolobiformes; Rhincodontidae
Product: solute carrier family 22 member 5-like
Exons: 1
Source: RefSeq, a predicted model, not a curated record
UUAAAGCACAAGUUUAAAUUAUUCAAGCCGGUAGUUACGGUCUGCCUGCUAACGACAAAUUGCUGCAGUUUUACGGAAGAGAAUCGCUGCCAGUUCUCCCGCUGUCACUAACAUGCGGGAUUACGAUGAAAUCACCGCUUUUCUCGGACAAUGGGGACCCUUCCAGAAAAUUAUCUUCUUCCUUUUGAGCAUCAGCGUCUUUCCCAAUGGUUUCUGCGGAAUGUCCAUAGUUUUUGUCGGGGAUAUUCCUGAACAUCGCUGUUUCAUUCCCGGGAAUCUCAACCUCAGUGAAGCGUGGAUGAAACGGACUAUCCCUCUGGAACAAGCCAAGGGGAAACUCCAGUACAGCAAAUGUAGACGGUACCGGUUGGAUGUGAUCAGGAAUCUUUCGGAGAUAUUUCCUGACCCAGAUUCCGUCAAUAUUUCUGAGGUGGAACAGGAGCCCUGUUUGGAUGGAUGGGUGUACAGUAAGGAUCAGUACAUCUCCACCAUCGUCAGCGAG